This is a messenger RNA of Cornus florida, 1439 nucleotides long. RefSeq names its product WAT1-related protein At1g43650-like. Bases 125 to 1201 code for a protein of 358 amino acids. Gene Ontology annotation, cellular component: plasma membrane. The transcript has 7 exons. The record is from RefSeq and is a predicted model, not a curated record. NCBI's taxonomy places the organism in Eukaryota, Viridiplantae, Streptophyta, Magnoliopsida, Cornales, Cornaceae. Gene Ontology annotation, molecular function: transmembrane transporter activity.
GGCUUCUCUAUAAAUUGAAGAGCACCAACAUAACUCUUGUGUACAUUGAAGAUAUAUAUAUUCUCAAUAUAUAUAUAUAAUUCCCUCAAACAAGGCCAGGAUAUAUAUCAGACAGUACUGCAACAUGAAGGCUUUACUUUGGUUAACAGAGGCUAUGGAGAAACAUAAGCCUUAUAUUGCAAUGAUAUUUAUACAGUUUGUGUAUGCAGGCAUGUCCUUGUUCUCCAAGGCAUCAAUGAGUUCAGGAAUGAAACAUUCUGUUUUUGUCGCUUAUCGACAAGGAUUCGCUACACUUGCCUUAGCUCCAUUUGCUUUCUUCCUCGAAAGUAAUAGGAAAGCUCCACUAUCAUGCAAUUUAGUCUGCAAGAUCUUCUUUACUUCUUUAUGUGGGCUUUCUCUGAGCAUGAAUCUCUUCUAUUUGGGAAUUAAAUACACCUCUGCAACAUUUGCUACAGCCAGCACUAACACAAUUCCUGCCAUGGUCUUUAUCAUGGCUGUUUUGUUGAGGAUGGAAAGUGUUUGCAUAAGGCAAUGGCAUGGAAUAGCCAAGGUGUUUGGUUCUGCAGUGGGACUUUCAGGGGCUAUGGUGUUUACUUUCAUAAAGGGGCCUCCUAUUUACUCAGGUAUUGAGAAGGAAGUUUCAGAGUCCACAAAGAAUACUAGUUCCAAAGAGGAUUGGAUAAAAGGAGCUCUUCUCAUGCUUGCAUCCACCUUCACAUGGUCUUUGUGGCUCAUUAUGCAGCGUCCUCUUAUGAAGCAAUAUCCAGCAAAAAUACGUCUUACAACUAUGCAAAUCUUCUUCAGCUGCAUAAUAUCUGCACUUUGGAGUGUUGCCAUGGAUAGGGACAUAUCAUUGUGGAAGCUUGGAUGGGACGUUAAUCUUAUUUCUUUGCUCUAUUGUGGUGUGAUUGUCACUGGGAUUACCUUUUGGCUACAAGUUUGGGCUGUGGAGAAGAAAGGCCCUGUAUUCACAUCCGUAUUCAGUCCAUUAGCACUUGUCUUAACCGCCAUCCUCUCAGCAAUAUUCUUCAAGGAGACCCUUCACUGGGGAAGUGCUUGUGGUGCUAUGCUGCUGGUGGGAGGGCUUUACAGUUUUUUGUGGGGGAAGAGCAAAGAAGAAAAAAGCCAGAAAAAUGAGGAGAAAUCUGAAGCCAAAGAGGAAGUAUUAGCGGAGAUGGAUAGCAUUAAUAUUCGUAAGUGACCGAUUGAUUUAUUUGAAGGGAUUUUGCAAAUUAAAAGCUACCAUAAAUAUGUGACGGUUGGGAUAUCAUAUCUUAUAAAUGUAACUGAGAACAUGAUUCACAUAAGACUCGUUGAGUCAACUUUUUUACUUUUUCAGCUCCUCAUGCAUUCUGUUUGGUCGCUGAGAAAUUUGAGGGAGAAAAGAGAUUUCAAGUCUUGUAAUUUUGUCGCUUUCUGGAAUAUGAUUAUUUUAUUCC